Messenger RNA from Physella acuta, 4758 nucleotides. Its product is annotated as ATP-binding cassette sub-family A member 2. Gene Ontology annotation, molecular function: lipid carrier activity; ATP binding; ABC-type transporter activity. Gene Ontology annotation, cellular component: intracellular membrane-bounded organelle; membrane. Lineage: Eukaryota; Metazoa; Mollusca; Gastropoda; Physidae. Gene Ontology annotation, biological process: transmembrane transport; lipid transport. The record is from RefSeq and is a predicted model, not a curated record.
AGAAUCCAAUAUAUCCGCACCAUGGCAGACUUGGGUGAAAUGAUGUCGCAGUUCUCAGCCCUGAUGUACAAAAACAUGAAGCUCUAUCAAAGAUCCAUCAUUGUGACUCUACUAGAAAUUGGUUUUACGGUGCUGAAUGCGAUGGUUAUUGUCUCCUUUGAUGCGGAGAGUCCCAAGGAGAUGUUGGCCCAUGACGUAGCAUUGGGCAAGAAAGAUUCACUGUUUCUCGUGCCGGACAUUGAAGCCAUCAACAUUUCUUACAGCGCUGACCUUGACCCUUCGUUCAAUUCAACCAGUGUCAAACUACUCCCGAGCCUGGAAAUGUUGGAGGAAAACUUGCACCUGGGCAGGAUGACCUGGUUUUUCAACCGCGCAAUCAACUUGAUCAAGUUUGAGAUGACCGGCGAUCAAAUUCCGCUUGACUGGAACUACAAGGUGGUCCUCUUUGAGGAGGUGCCAACGAACUCGAUCUUCGGCAACAGUUACAACUAUUCACGUAUCGGCUUGACCUACUGCCAAGUCGUGGCCACAAAGCUGUGCCUCAACUACUGGAAACAGAAGUUAAACCUGAACCUCGACACCCGGAUCCCCAUCAAAACGCAGCCCAUGCCCAACAUAGAGAGCAAGUUUUUCAAGUUUGGCAUGCGCCUGCAUUACCUGGACAGCGUGCCCUGGACAUUUUGUUUGUUCACCAUCGUCUCUACCAUGGUCAUCUCUAAUGAGAGGAUAGCAAAUAUAAAGUCUACUUUGAAGAAGCUCGGACUUGGCCCACUGGUGUACUGGGGCUCCUGGUUUUGCUCGCGUAUGGCCGUAGGUCUCCUCAUCGCCACAUGCGUCUCGCUGAUCGCCCUACGUCAGACGGAGAUUGGGUUGGUCCUGCACGUCUACAGGCCCUUGGUGUUCCCCCUCUUUCUGCUGUUUGCCGUCAACAGUUUUACCUUCUCGGCGCUCAUGGCGUGCGUCGUUCCGAGCGAAAUAAAAGUGUUCUCCCUCGUCUUCGUGGGUUACACGUAUUUUGCCUGCAACUACCUGUCCAAUUUCCUCCUGUCUGGAAGCCAUCCCCACCCCCGCCCCUUGGUUGGCGCCCUGGUCUACUCACACGGUGCUAGACUUUGCUUUGAUGCCUUUUUCUGGAAGGAAAUGUACUACGACACAGCGAAAGAUACAAGUCAAUACGACUUGGAGAUUGUGGAGGGAUCAGUUUACAUGAUUGUAAACAGUCUGCUCAACUGCUUGAUUGUGGUGCUGAUUGAGGUGACAAGCGAUGAUGAGAAGAGCCUCUUGCAGCGGAUCUUUAAGAAACACAACUCUGAAGUGCACGACGUAUCGCACACAAAUUUCCCACCUCAAAAUAAAAAAUUGUUUGAAGACCCGCCCACUGAUUCUACUUCUGGAAUCGUUAUUCGAGAUCUGGUCAAGAUGUAUGGUGCUGAUAUGGUCGUGUCUGGCAUCAACCUGGAAAUCUACAAGAAUCAGAUCACGAUGCUGCUGGGUCACAACGGCGCGGGGAAAACAACAACAAUUUCAAUGAUCCUAGGUCUGACUUCAAUCACGCACGGUAAGGUCACAAUCAACGGAUGUGACGUCACUAGUGACAUCUCCGCCAUGAAGAGGACUCUGGGACUCUGUCCGCAGGUGGAUCUGUUUUUCCCCAAACUGACGGUAUAUGAGCACCUAGUCUUCUAUUCCAUGAUGCGCAAAUCUACACUUAAAAAGACAGAAGCCAUGGAGCUACUCAACGUGCUAGGUAUUGGAGACAGGGCUAAUGUGUAUCCACGCAAUCUGUCGGGAGGGGAGAAACGUAAAGUCUCAAUAGCGUGCGCCUUCGUCGGGAACACUCAGACGAUUUUCCUUGACGAACCAUCCAGCGGCCUUGACCCCAGUGCCAGACAAGACCUGUGGAAGGCCUUGAAGACCUGGCGCUCGGGUCGGACUAUUUUAAUGACGACACACUUCAUGGACGAGGCGGAGAAUCUCAGCGACAGAAUCGCCAUCUUGGAAAAUGGCGCCAUCAAAUGCUGUGGCACCCCAGCGUUUUUGAAGAAAGUAUACGGACUAAACUACAAACUGAUGAUUGUAAAGGAAGAAAACUGUGUGGAGAUGGAUGUGGUUAAUCACGUCAAAGCCAACAUGAAAUCUGCAACUUUUCAGUCUUCAAAUAGAUCAGAGAUGGCAUUCACUUUGCCUGAAAGUCUGGUCAGUGAAUACCCAAAGCUGCUAGAAUGUUUAGAAGAAAACAUGGCGGUAUUGAACAUAAAGUCCUUUGGUUUAUCGGCGGCUUCAAUGGAGGAUGUUUUUUUCAGGAGUCAAGUAGAUGUAGAGGAGCAGAAUGUAACACCGCCCUCAUCUCCCAUAUUGCCGGGGACUCCAGUUGAUGAAGACGACGCCUCAGCUGUUGAUAAAGUGACAAGUCAGAUCCCUACAGUUCCCAGUAACGUGCCCGUCAGUGCACAAGAGGCUGACGUCCAUGUCAAAUUCGACUCAAAGGAAGCUGAUCUUAAACGCAUCAUCCAGCUAAAGAAAGAAUCCUUCAUUGAGAAAUUAUCGCUCCAAUUUUAUGCGCUUUUCGUUAAACGGUGGAUCCUUUUCAAAAGACGCAUCAUAUCCGUCGUCCUAACAAUGUUGACCAAUCAGUUUUUAAUCGCCUUUCACGUGUGGCAGUCCUAUCAGGUGCAGCCAGUCCCUCCCCUAGCCUUCACGACCCAGGGGUACAAAAACAUGACCGUCAUGAUGGGUGCACCCGAAGACCCUGGGGCAAUGAAAAUCUACAACAGUCUCAAAGAACUCCUGAGGCCGAAUUUUCACGUUGUGGAGCCGGAUAAGUCUUUGAGUUUUGAGGCGAAUUUAAAGGAAUGGGGUCGAGUGAAUUCAUUGGAAAAAUACCAACACAAUUUGAUGAUGGGUUUUGAAAUCAAGCCUCCCCCAGACUUCAGUGUCGUCCAUUUUCAGAGUUCGUUUGUUCACAGUGAGGCUAUUGGGGUAGAUCUACUGCUAAACGCACACGUUCGAGCCUUUCUCGGAAGUGAGUACUCAAUCCAAAGUGGAGUCUACCCCCACGAGUCGUUCAUCAAUGACGUCUUGGUUCAAUUUCGCAGCCUUCUAAUGUUAAUAGUGGGGAUGAUUUUCGUGCAAACUCUGCUCCUAUGCUGGCAAAUUACUGAACGGGCAUCCGGAUCAAAGCAACUUCAAAUCCUCAGCGGCGUUCCCUUUUCGCUGUGCCUGUCUGUAGAUGCCAUCUUCGAUACCCUAGUAUUGACAGGGUACGCCGCUGUAAUUUGGGCGUCCCUCUUCACACAGAAGUCGGCUGCAUACCUAAGCGACCGGCUCGUGCUUCUCAUCUUCAUACAGCUCCUGGCUUUCGGGAGCAUCAUCCCAUUUGUGUACACGUUUCAGAUCUUCUUCAGCACUGCCUCCAUUGGCUGUUUCGUCUUCAUUGUGUACAACUAUGCUAUCGUAUUUCUGUACCUGAUAUACAGCAGACUAGAGAUUUUGAAGAUUUUCACCCCCAAUGUGAUGUACAUGGAUAAAACUACUAUGGUCUUUUUACUCUAUCUAGGAGAAGAUAUUUUAAAAGAGAUGAUAGAACAAGCGGAAUUUUUCACAAAAUACGCUAUGAUGUGUGGCUUGAUAAUGUACUUAUUUGAAUAUCUCCGGAUUUUGGGAGUAAGUUUUAAGAAUAUACCCGCUCUACAUAGACUGUGCCGGAGCUCACUUGGUAGUCAGACAAACAUUCUAAGUGACGAUGAUGUUGUAUCUGAACAGAAUCGCAUCCUUAAGAAUUCGAGAGAGCUGAGAGAUCAGGUCAUUCUAAGAAACGUAAGACACCGAUAUAUAGCAGGAAGGCUUGCAGUAACAGCACUUGAAGGUACGAGUCUAGGGAUUUCAAACAAUGAAUGUUUUGGGUUGCUGGGACAAAAUGGAGCAGGGAAAUCAACGACCUUCAAAAUACUGAUCGGGGAGAUCUGGAGUCGUUAUCGAUCGGUUUUGAUCGAUGAUCUUACUUUUAUAAUCAAUCAAUUAAAGAUCUAUACACUGAUUGGUUACUGCCCACAAAGUGAUUACCUCCACGAAGAGCUCACUGUUAGAGAGUCUCUGAGUUUAUACGGUCGUCUAAGAGGUUACUCCGGCAACAAUCUGAAAACGGUGAUCGACUACAUGUUAAAAGCGGUAUUGCUGGAACCAUAUGCUGACAAACAGGCUAAAAUAUUGAGCUCUGGCACUAAACGCAAAUUAUCCAUUGCGAUCGCGGUGAUGGGCAACCCCAAAUUUUUGCUGCUCGACGAACCGACGACAGGAAUGGACAUUGUGGCCAAACGUGCCGUCUGGGACUUGCUGAAGACGAUGCGAUCUCUCGGCUCUACCCAGAUCCUGACGUCACAUAGCAUGGAGGAGUGCGAGACGCUGUGCACGCGACUGACCAUCAUGUCCAAAGGCAGACUCCUCUGUCUGGGCAGCCCCCAGCACCUCAAGACGAAAUACGCCCAGGGUUUUACCAUCACUGUACACCUGAAGCCUGAGUCUGGAUUCACCGUGGAUGACGUCAUCAAACACCUGAAGGGCAUCUUUCCUCAGGCCGAGGUAUUCAGCCAAAUGGAUCUGUACCUCCACCUGCAAGUGCCUGCUGGAAUCGUUCCCCUGUCUGCCCUGUUUGACAAGAUGGAGACCGCUAAAAAGGAUCUCGACCUAGAGCACUACACCAUUCAGCAAACCACCUUAGAACAAGUGUUUCUCAUGUUCAUGCACAAAACCAAGGCUUAG